AUGGGCAGUGCAGCUUCAAAGCCAGCGCGCUCGGCUGCUGGAGCAGCGGCGCGUCAGUACCCUAAAAGGCCUGCUCCUCCGCCCAAGGCGCCACCAGCGCCAGCGCCUAAGGAAACCCCAGUGCCUCCCACACCUUCACAAUCUCCCAAUCCAGAGCCAGCAAGCGCAACCUCGCAGUCACAAAGGGCACCUAAUGCGUCAUCCCAAGGCCCAGUAUACCACUCCAAAGAACCACCCUCUGUUGUGAAAUCUCCCGCGAUUGACCUUGAUGGCCGAGAUCCCGACUUCGCCGCUUCCCUCCGUAAAAUUGGACCUGUUGAUCCCUCCACCAACUACCAACCCCCUCAUGUCCACGAUCGAGGCUCCGUCCAGACCGUGUUCCCAACGUCCUCAAACCCGGCGCUAUUAGCGAUCACGGCGCGUGAUAAAAUUACCAAGGCGGCGCAAGAAGAGACCGCGCAAAUGGGACUGGCCAAUUUCCCUGGCCGACAAUUCCUCGACUCCUUGACGAUUCACCAAGCGCUGACGAUGCGUGACCAACAGCGUCUACCACACAGUGAAAUCGAACGGCUCUUACGACUGAAGAAGGGCACGGUAGCCCGAUUUGGGAAAGCUGGCAUUGUGUCACCAGCUGCGUAA
This is a messenger RNA of Penicillium chermesinum, 639 nucleotides long. RefSeq lists its product as uncharacterized. Lineage: Eukaryota; Fungi; Ascomycota; Eurotiomycetes; Eurotiales; Aspergillaceae. The transcript has 2 exons. The record is from RefSeq and is a predicted model, not a curated record. The coding region runs from base 1 to 639 and encodes 212 amino acids.